AUGAAGGUUAUGAUAUCUACCAGCGGUUCACAACUGCUGCCACAAAAUGCAGUUAAAGCAGUGCGAGAACAUCUGCUGCCAUAUACCACAGUCCUAACCCCCAAUAUCCCAGAGGCGGUUCUUCUGCUUCGAGACUCCGGUGUGGAUGUUAAGGAGCCAGAGAAUCUGCAUGAUGCAAUCGCCCUCGCAAAACAGGUCCAUAAACUUGGGCCCAGGCAUAUCCUAUUGAAGGGCGGUCAUCUCCCUCUGAACGCCCAGCGAGAGAAGCCCACGUCGGAUGCAGAUGCAGCUAUUGUUAUUGAUAUACUAUACGACGGCCAGACAGUGUCUUUAGUGGAAGCUACUUUUUCAAGGUCUAAAAACACCCAUGGCACCGGGUGUUCCCUUGCAUCUGCAAUUGCAGCUAACCUUGCUGGAGAGAUUGAAAUCACACGGGCGGUGAGGGAGGCAUGUCGAUAUGUUGAAGCUGGGAUUAACACCAGUACUGAUUUGGGAAAGGGAAAUGGGCCCAUUAACCAUUUCCAUUCCCUCUAUUCGCUCCCUUAUGCGCCUGGGCACUUUAUAGAUUAUAUCCUGGAGCGGCCAGAUGUUCAGCCAGUAUGGCAAGCUUUCACUGAGCAUGAGUUUGUGCAGAAGCUUUCCAUUGGGGCGCUUCCUGUUGAGAAUUUUAAAUGGUACCUUGUUCAAGACUAUCUAUAUCUAGUAAACUUUGCACGAAGCAAUGCGCUGGCUGCCUACAAAAGCCAUACUGUGGACGAAAUUGCCAUGUCUGCCCAAAUUGUCCUCCAUAUCCAACAUGAGAUGAAACUGCAUCUCGACUACUGCGCCUCAUUUGGCCUAUCAAAAGAGGAUAUCGAAAGCUCGAAAGAGAGCUUGACGUGCACGGCCUACAGCCGAUAUAUCCUCGAUAUCGGCCAAUCGGGUGACUGGCUUGCUCUCCAAUUUGCGCUUGCUCCUUGCCUUCUCGGCUAUGGCGCAAUAGCCCAGCGGCUCUUCCAUGCCGAAGAAAGCGUUCGAGAAGGCAAUAACUACUGGAAAUGGAUUGAAAAUUAUGUUGCAGACGAUUACUCUGCAGCCGUCAAGCUAGGCUCAGCCACACUCGAGAAGCAUUCAAGACAAAUAUCGCCUUUCCGCGUGGAAGAACUGGUCCAGAUAUUUAUUCGAGCCACGGAGCUUGAGAUAGGAUUCUGGGAUAUGGGUUUGAGGGGGGAGUAG
This is a messenger RNA of Trichophyton rubrum CBS 118892, 1215 nucleotides long. Its product is annotated as thiaminase II. Gene Ontology annotation, biological process: thiamine biosynthetic process. Bases 1 to 1215 code for a protein of 404 amino acids. NCBI's taxonomy places the organism in Eukaryota, Fungi, Ascomycota, Eurotiomycetes, Onygenales, Arthrodermataceae. The transcript has 6 exons. Gene Ontology annotation, cellular component: cytosol. The record is from RefSeq and is a predicted model, not a curated record. Gene Ontology annotation, molecular function: thiaminase activity; hydroxymethylpyrimidine kinase activity; phosphomethylpyrimidine kinase activity.